This is a messenger RNA of Camelina sativa (false flax), 947 nucleotides long. RefSeq lists its product as uncharacterized. The record is from RefSeq and is a predicted model, not a curated record. NCBI's taxonomy places the organism in Eukaryota, Viridiplantae, Streptophyta, Magnoliopsida, Brassicales, Brassicaceae.
UUUGAUUCGGAACCGACACGCUCCACUUUACACAAAACAGAUUCAAUCAAUUCAACACUCUCUCCUCCUCCUCCUCCUCCUCCUCCUCCUCCAAGGCUCCGAUUCGUUUCAAUGAAGGAUGGAGACUCCUCCUUACCAUUGAGCACUUCUUCUUCUUCUUCCGCCGCGGCGGCUAAGAAGGAAACCAGUGGUUAUUCCGCUCUCUUCUCCAAAGGCCGAUACAAGUUUUGGGCCUUGGCUGCGAUUCUCUUACUCGCUUUCUGGUCUAUGCUCACCGGCACCGUCAACCUCCGUUGGUCUGCCGGUAACAUUAACCAUUUCACCGACGAUCUUGUCUUCCCGAUCCACGAGGAUCUCGAUGUUCUUGAAAUGGAGGAGAGGGAGAAAGUGGUGAAGCACAUGUGGGAUGUGUAUAACAAUGGCCGCCGUAUCAGGUUACCUAGGUUCUGGCAAGAGGCGUUCGAGGCUGCUUACGAGGAGCUUACCAGUGAUGUUCCUGAUGUCGUUGAAGCUGCUAUUUCCGAGAUCGCUAGGAUGUCUAUUCGCUCCGUCGUCAUAGAUCCGCCUCCCGUUCAUUCUACGAAUGUACGAGAAUUGACAAAGACUCUAAAACUUGCCGACAAAGGAAGAGCGACCCAAAUAUUAAAACCAAGCAGCCGACGAUUGAAAUAGCAACGGAGCUUCUCAAGUUUUUUACCAAAGGUAGUGUAGUCGGCUGGCGUGGCGUGACCAUACAUAUACUUAAUGUCAGAAAGAUCAACCAAACUCAUCAUCCCUAAAAAAAUAUGUCCAUCAUUAGUGUUAUUUUUUCUUCCACUAGGGGCAUGAAUCAUUUCACUAUCAUCUCUAUAAACAAAUUUUUUGAGGAAGUUUCUUCUCCACAGCUUAUUUUGGCUCUGAAUGGUAAUGUCUUUUUUUUUUUUUGGUUUAAUGAAAUGUUUCAUAUA